GGCGGCGGCCCCGCAGACGCCCGCCGCGAUCACGGGCGCCAGCCGCGCGGGGUUCGCGGGCGCGGCGCCGCGCACGCCCGCCGCCAUCACCGGCGGCGGAGCGGCCGCGCCGCAGACGCCAGCGCUGAUCACUGGGGUCGCGGCGGGUGGCCUGAAGGCGCCGCAGACGCCGGCCUUCGCCGGCAGCCAGAGCUCCAUGGCGUCCGCCCCCACGCCCUCCGGGGGCACGGCCACGCCUGGCGGGCUGUUCUCGCUGCUGUCGAGGCCCGCGCCGGCCACGCCCGCGCCUGGCCUCAGCCUCGGCGGGCGGGUGGCGCCUGGGACGCCUGCCGCCAUCCUCUCCACCGCGGUGUCCGAGGCUCCCACGCCGAAGGCGGCGCCACGGAAGCAGCUGCUCAAGCGGGCCGAGCAGGAGGGGCUGGUCUCGAACUACGCGCCGAAGAGGCGGCGUGCCAGCGAGAGGCAGGGCGAGGCCGCCAAGGCAUCGCCGGCUGCCGAGCAAUCGGAGGGCAGGCAUCGCCGAGACAUGACCUACGCAGAGUGGGCCGAGGCGAAGUUCAGGUUAGAGGAGGCCGGCGAGGACGAGGCCUGAGAGGAGACUGGAGCCAAGGCCCACUCUGGGGCGGCCCGAGCUCUUUGCCCCCUCCCUCUUGCCCUGCCCCUUCCCCUCGAUCAGAGGAUGCCGGUUCUUCUCGGGCCCUCCAGGUCGGAGCCGGCGCCGCUCGAGAGAGGGCAAACGGGACAUUGCCGCGCAAGAGGGGGAUGGGAUGCAU
This is a messenger RNA of Prorocentrum cordatum, 773 nucleotides long. Lineage: Eukaryota; Dinophyceae; Prorocentrales; Prorocentraceae. The record is from the annotation of a GenBank genome assembly.